Colossoma macropomum (tambaqui) is the source of this 953-nucleotide messenger RNA. RefSeq names its product forkhead box protein B1-like. Bases 27 to 908 code for a protein of 293 amino acids. Lineage: Eukaryota; Metazoa; Chordata; Actinopteri; Characiformes; Serrasalmidae. Gene Ontology annotation, molecular function: RNA polymerase II cis-regulatory region sequence-specific DNA binding; DNA-binding transcription factor activity, RNA polymerase II-specific. Gene Ontology annotation, biological process: anatomical structure morphogenesis; regulation of transcription by RNA polymerase II; cell differentiation. The transcript has a single exon. The record is from RefSeq and is a predicted model, not a curated record.
GACAUCAAACUUAGCAAAGUUUGGAGAUGCCUCGACCGGGCAGGAACACGUACAGCGAGCAGAAGCCGCCCUACUCCUACAUCUCCCUGACCGCCAUGGCCAUCCAGAGUUGCCCGGAGAAGAUGCUGCCGCUCAGCGAGAUCUACAAGUUCAUCAUGGACCGCUUCCCGUACUACCGGGAAAACACGCAGCGCUGGCAGAACUCGCUGCGUCACAACCUCUCCUUCAACGACUGCUUCAUCAAGAUCCCGCGGCGGCCUGACCAGCCGGGCAAAGGCAGCUUCUGGGCGCUGCACCCUAGCUGCGGGGACAUGUUCGAGAACGGCAGCUUCCUGCGGCGCCGCAAGCGCUUCAAGGUGGUGGCCCCCGCGGACCCGCUGGCGCGCAGUAAGGCGGCCGAGGCGGCGCAUUACCUGCAGCAGCAGGCCAAGCUGAGGCUGAGCGCGUUGGCCGCAACUGCCGCCGCCGCGCACCUGCCGCCAAUCGGCGGAUACCACUUCACCACGUCGCCGCCUCCACCGCCGCCCCCGCCUCCGCCGGCUGCGUUUAAGCACCCUUUCGCCAUCGAAAACAUCAUCGCCAGGGAGUACAAAGCGCCCGGCACCGGCGGAGUACCCUUUUCGCCCGCACAGCACGCGCCACAGGCCUACCCAUUGCAUGCGUGGCCGCACGUGUACGGCAACGGCGGCGGCGUGGAGCAUGCUGCUGCAGCUGAGUGCUCCGCUUACGGCGGGGUUCCGCUCAGGGCUGUUCCCGCGGUGCCCGUGCCCAUCAAACCACCGCAUCUCCCGGCAUUUUUGUCCGCAUCGAGUCGCGCGCUUAGCCCCACUGGGCCGCAGGGGGCGGGAGGCGCGAGCCCAGCGUCCCAACAGAGUCCGGCAGCACUGCGCUCGGUCGCUGUUCACUGAGGCGAAAUAGCCUGAGAGUUGGAGGGAGACAAAACUUCCUGGGCA